Nannospalax galili (Upper Galilee mountains blind mole rat) is the source of this 3459-nucleotide messenger RNA. RefSeq names its product zinc finger imprinted 3 (gene Zim3). Lineage: Eukaryota; Metazoa; Chordata; Mammalia; Rodentia; Spalacidae. The transcript has 5 exons. The coding region runs from base 715 to 1983 and encodes 422 amino acids. Gene Ontology annotation, molecular function: RNA polymerase II cis-regulatory region sequence-specific DNA binding; DNA-binding transcription factor activity. The record is from RefSeq and is a predicted model, not a curated record. Gene Ontology annotation, biological process: regulation of transcription by RNA polymerase II.
AGUUUUCUUUAUUACUACGUCCUUCGAGGCCGGGAGCAAUUCUCCUAAAAAGUCUCGCAUAUCUUGAAAGGCGCUCCAGGGUUCCAGUUUCUCUCCAAUGUGGGGAUAUCCGGACAACCGAGGUUGCGAGGAAGGACCCAGGAGCGAGGGUCUUCUGUGGCCCAGAGCAGCCCCCACAGAUGCAAGGAUUUCUGGGUCACUAGGUCAUUGGAAGCCCGCGAGGAUUGGAUUUGUCACCCCCUGACUUGCGAAGCCUGCAAGGUAGAAGGUUUAGAGGGCUCAGGCUUCCAAUUUCGAUCAUAGUUUGAAUGUCUCUAAGACCAGAAAGUAUCUGUGUCGUAUAGGCAGUUCAGCCUGUGUCUAAACACUGGGAGAGGAUUCAAACCGAGGUAUAUCAAUUUGAGAGUUGAGAGCUUGAGGUGGUGGCUCAGAUCCGUAAUCCCAGGACACCAGAGAGUGAGGCAGGAGAAUUGCUGUAAGUUCGAGACCAGUUCUGUGCAGAUCUUCCCAAGAUUGUCUUGGCUUGAAAAACACAAAAAAAUGAAUGAUUCUCAGCCUUCCAAAUGCUGAAAUUACAGAUGUGAGCCACCUCCAGCUUCAGUAGCAUCUUUAUACAUACAGGGGAGAGUGACCUUCGAGGACGUCACUGUGAACUUCACCCCAGAGGAGUGGCAAGGACUGAAUCCUGAACAGAGAAACCUGUACAAGGAUGUGAUGUUGGAGAACUACAGCAACCUGGUCUCUGUGGGUGAGGACGGCUCUGUGGAAAAAGUCCAAGAUGUUAAAAGGCAGGUUGGGACUCCCAUGGAUGUGGAGAAGAGUCUCAAGAGAGGAGUUGCAUCAAUCCACUGGAGAACAUUGACUAAGCAAAAAGGCAUUGCACCUGAAGAAAUGUUUCUCCCAAGCAAUGUCCAUGUUCCUUCAAGAUUCAGGCUUUCAGAGCGUCAUUUAUUUGGAAGGCAUUUGAGACAUAGUUUAGAUAUGAAACACUGUGUAAAAAACAAUUCUCAUGAAUAUAGAAAACCAAUUGGCCAUAAUUCAUGCAAAUCUAUGGAAAUGCAGUUUGAAUGUAAUGCCUGUGGGAAGGUGCUUAGUUCAAAGCCACGCCUUCAGAGACAUAUGAGGAUCCAUGAUAGGGAGAAAUCCUUUAAGUGCAAUAAAUGUGGAAGAGCAUUCAAAAUGCUCUGGAACCUGAACAAACAUCAGAAAACUCAUCCAGAGAGAAAAGUCUAUAAUUGUGAUGUAUGUGGAAAGGCCUACAGGCAGAAGACCAAUCUCAUUCAACACCAGAAGAUUCAUACAAAAGAGAAACCCUAUAAAUGCCAGGCAUGUGGUAAAGCCUUUUGCUGGGUAUCAUCUCUCAGUAAUCAUAAGAAAAUUCACAAGGAUGAGAAAGCCUAUGAGUGCAACGUGUGCGGCAAGUCCUUCAAACAAAACUCAACCUUUAGUCAGCAUAAGAACACUCACAAGGAACAAAAGCCUUACAGAUGUAAGGACUGUACAAAAUCUUUCAUUUGCAAGUCUGCUCUUGUGAAACAUCAGAGAACACACACGGGAGAGAAGCCCUACAAAUGUAGGCUCUGUGAGAAGGCUUUUGCUCAGAAAGCAAAUGCCAUUGAUCAUGAGAGAAUCCAUGCUGGGGUAAGGGCUUAUGAGUGUAAUCUAUGUGACAGGUCUUUUGUCCAGAAGAAAAACCUUACUCAACAUAAAAAAGUCCACACCAGAGAAAAAUCCUAUGAAUGUGAUAGAUGUGGGAAAGCCUUCUCUCUGAAGUCAAACCUCCAUGUCCAUCAGAAAAUUCACAGCGGAGAGAGAGCCUACACAUGUAAUGAAUGUGGGAAAUCCUUCAGCCGGAAGGAACACCUUGAUUUUCAUAAGAAGCUCCAUACAGGGAAAAAACCUUAUAAAUGUUCUGAGUGUGGAAAAGCUUUUGCUGACAAGACAUAUCUUGAUGGGCACCAGAAAAGAAUUCACAACAGAUAGGAACCUCGGGUACUUUUAAAAUGUGGGAAAGUCUUCAUUUAUAGUAUAAUAUGGAGUAGUCACUCCCAAAUGGCCUACAAUUUGGAGUCUAUCACUAAGAACAUGGAAGACUUAAACUCAUUGUGUCUAUCCUUUGAGGAUUGGUUUAGCUUAUUAAUUUAUAAAUAUUUAUUUAUUUUGCUUAUUUAUGUGCCCGUGUUUGUGUCAUGUAUGUGCAGGUGUCCAAGGAGCCCAGAAGAGGGCAUCAGAUCCCCUGAACCUAGAGUUACAGGUAGCCAUGAGACACCUAACUUCAGUACUGCGAACCGAACUGCAGUCCCCUGAGAAGCAGCAAGCACUCCUAAUCAUGGAUCCAUCUCUCCAGCCCCCUGGAUUGGUAUUUUUUGAGAUGGAGUCUUGUUAUAUUGCCCAGGCAAUAUUGAACUUCUGGGCUCAAGUGAUCCUCUUGCCUUAACCUCCUGGGUAGCUGGGAUUACAGGUGCAUGCCACCCUGUCUGCCACUCAGUGAAUAUUUAUAAAGUGCCUUUUAACCAACAUGACUCCUUAGAUAGCAGUGAACCAAAUGUGUCCAAAGCUUUCAUGGGGUUUUAGUCUAGUGAAUAAUAACCAGUGUUAAUCAUUAUUUUGAAAAAUACUUUGAAUAACAAGGGACAAUCUAUAUCAGAAAAUGUAACAAUAUCCUGUUGCUUGAUAUGUGCCAUGUUGGUUAUAUGUUUUAUUUGGAACUGUUUUUGUUAAGUAAGUAGAAACACUGGAAAUCCAAAUGAUGUAGUAAAUAAGUCUCUGUGUGUGUGUGUGUGUGUGUGUGCAUGGUACUGGGAUGGAACCUAGGGUCCAUGUAUGAGAGUCAAUCACUCUUCCACUGAGCUACAGCUUCAACCCAAUACCUUAGAAGACAUAUACAUUGUUGGAAAGGAAGCAUGUAAUGGCACACGCCUGUAAUCCCAGCACUUGGGAGGUGGAGACAGGAGGAUCAGGAGUUCCAGGCCAGCUUAAGGCCAGCAAGAUGGCUUACUGGGUAAAGGUUCUUGCUGCCAAAGCUGAUGACCUGAGUUCAAUCCCUGGGACCCAUGUGGUAGAAGAGAACUGAUCACUGCAAAUUGUCUUCCAACCUCACCUAUGCGUUCUACACGCAUGCCCACACACAUACAUCCAGUUAAAGAAAGGGGAGGGAUGGGGGCUUGUCACAUGGCUCAGCAGUUAAGAGUAUUUGCUGCUCUUCCAGAGGACCUGAGUUUGGUUCCCAUUACUCACAUGGGGAAGUUCAUAAACACCUGUAACUCCAGCUCCAGCGGAAUCUGACACCCUCUUUUGGCCUUAUGGGCACCUGUACUUACAUGCACAUACGCAUAAUUAAAAAUAAUAAAAAUCACUUUUUUAAAGUUGGGAAAGGAAGAAACAUGUUUUUCUUCUCUUUUUAUUGUUUUUCUGACUUUAUGUCUCUGACCCUCUCCACAUCACUUGAUAUUUCAAAAG